AUGAAAUCUGAUAGUCCUCUUAAGAAACUAUAUUUAAAACGUUCUCGUAAUUUUUACAAACUUACAAAAGAUGAUAUUAAAAAUAUGGGAAGAGAUGAGAAGUUUAAAAUUAUUAAAAAACUAUUUGAUCUUACUUCAGAUGCACAAAUAACUGUUGAAAAAAAUCAAGUCCCCUUUACAGAUUACCUUAAUGUAAUUGAAGAAAUUAAGAUUAGGGC
Molecule: messenger RNA, 218 nt
Organism: Racocetra fulgida
Lineage: Eukaryota; Fungi; Glomeromycota; Glomeromycetes; Diversisporales; Gigasporaceae
Source: the annotation of a GenBank genome assembly